Molecule: messenger RNA, 779 nt
Organism: Coffea eugenioides
Lineage: Eukaryota; Viridiplantae; Streptophyta; Magnoliopsida; Gentianales; Rubiaceae
Product: NADPH:quinone oxidoreductase-like
Exons: 1
Coding region: 73-693 (206 amino acids)
Cellular component (GO): cytosol
Molecular function (GO): oxidoreductase activity; FMN binding
Source: RefSeq, a predicted model, not a curated record
UUUUGUACGACAUUCUAGUCUUCUAUAUAGGGGGCGGGUGGUCAGUCUUUCUUGGGUUUGUCUGAAUCAAUCAUGGAAGAGGCAGCAAAAACCAAUCCUCCAGCUGUGCCCGAAAAAGCCCCCAUCAGAGUUGCAGCCAUCUGUGGCUCCCUCCGUAAGGGCUCUUGUAAUCGAGGCCUCAUCCGGGCAGCAAUUGAGAUAUCCAAUGAGUCAAUAGGUGGCAUGAUCAUAGAGUAUAUAGACAUUUCACCUUUACCAUUGUUGAAUACAGAUUUAGAAGUGAAUGGGACUUUUCCCCCAGAAGUUGAGGCUUUUCGGGAUAAGAUUCGCCAAGCAGAUAGCGUUCUUUUUGCUUCGCCAGACUACAACUAUUCUGUCACUGCACCUCUGAAAAAUGCUAUCGAUUGGGGAUCAAGACCCCCCAAUGUUUGGGCUGAUAAGGCUGCUGCACUUGUAGGUGCUGCCGGAGGUACUGGUGGGGCUCUUCAACAGUAUCAUGUCCGCCAGAUUGGAGUCUUUCUUAAUCUUCAUUUCAUCAAUAAGCCUGAGUUUUUCCUCCGGAGGCCUUUAGUUCCGCCCCAGAAGUGUGAUGAAGAUGGUAACUUGAUCGAUGGGGAAGUCAGAGAGAGGUUGACAGAGGUUCUUUUGUCUUUAUAUGCAUUUACCUUGAGACUCCAGGGCAAGUCUAAAUGAUAUAUAUGCUGUGUUUACUUUCUUCUUCUAGUCUGCUAGCACGUCAUUUCACUCGGUCUAAUGAAUAAAAUUUGAUUCUUUCAUCA